AGUGAAUAAAACCCUAUUGUUUUGGUCCGAGCGACGAUGCGCCGCCAUAGUUCUAGAGACUUCGACGCCGAGAACCUUCCGGAAUCCACAGUUUCUUUUUCCCUUUCCCUUUUAUUCCUUCCUCUUUCAUUUCCUCAUUUCCCAAUCUCCUGGAUCUCUCCCAUUUUUCCCACCUAAUUUUCCCUCUCUCAAGCUCCGGUGAUGGCCAAGUUCGGCGAGGGCGACAAGCGGUGGAUCGUCGAGGAACGUCCCGACGGCACCAAUGUCCACAACUGGCACUGGGCUGAGACCGAUUGCCUCGAAUGGUCCCGUAAUUUCCUCUCUAAGCAUCUCUCUAGUCUCCCUCUUCUUGACGGCGAGGGCGGCCUGUUCAUCAAGACCAAGAAGGUCGACAAGGUUGAUGGUGAGGCCUACGUCAAUAUUCGGAAGGGGAAGAUAAUUCCUGGUUAUGAACUUAGUGUUACUCUCUCUUGGGAAGGCGAGGCCAAGGAUUCCGCCGGCGAAUCUCUGCAGAAGGUUGAUGGGCUUGUUGAGAUUCCGUAUAUUUCUGAUGAGAAUGCCGAUGAGGAUCCUGAAGUUAGGGUUUCUGUUAAGGAUGAAGGGCCGUUUGGGAAGAGAAUGAAGGAUGCUAUGUUGGCUAAAGGGAAGCCGAUUGUGUUGGAGAAGGUGAGGUUGUAUGUGCAGAGUAUGGCGAGGGGUGGGCCUGCUAAAGAUGAUUUGGAGGCUAAAAAGGUGGAGCCGAAGAGUAAUCAAUCGACUCCUGCUGCGGCGGCGGCCGCAGCAACUGCUCCUGCUGCAUCAAAGCCAGCAGUGGCGGCAGAGAAGAAGAAAGUUAAGAAAGGGUUCAAGACAAUAACUCUGACUGAGAAGUUCAGUUGUAGGGCUAACAUCCUGUUUGAAAUUCUCAUGGAUGACAAUAGAUGGAAAGGAUUCACUCAGAGCAAUGCUAAAAUAAGCAAGGAAGUAGGUGGAGAGAUCAGUAUAUUUGAUGGGUCUGUCACCGGGAAGAACUUGGAGUUGGAAGAGGGGAAGUUGAUUGUGCAACAAUGGAGAUUUGGAAGCUGGCCUGAUGGCAUUCAUUCCACGGUGAAAUUGACAUUCGAUGAGCCUGAGCCUGGUGUUACCAUUGUGAAGUUGGUACACUCCGACGUGCCUGAGGAGGACAGAUAUGGGAACGCAACUGUGGUGGAGAACACGGAAAGAGGCUGGCGGGAUCUUAUAUUCCACAAGAUCAGAGCAGUUUUUGGCUUUGGAAUAUGAUUGGGUACUUCUCCCUUACAACAGAGUCCAGUCCUUUGGUUUCUUAAGAAGCUUCUCAUUUGCAUAUCAUCUUCAUGAAUGAUAAUGAUUUGAAAUGCUUAAAUUUAUAUUGUCAGAUGAUGUAGCGUUCUCAUAGUCUGUAUUGUCUUCCAUCCAUAUUUGAGAAUCAAAAUUCAUUGUUGGAUUCUGAGCUUUUGACAUACAAUGAGAUACGAUUGUCACCUCUUCUAUCA
This is a messenger RNA of Cucumis melo (muskmelon), 1493 nucleotides long. RefSeq lists its product as uncharacterized. Gene Ontology annotation, molecular function: protein-folding chaperone binding; ATPase activator activity. The record is from RefSeq and is a predicted model, not a curated record. NCBI's taxonomy places the organism in Eukaryota, Viridiplantae, Streptophyta, Magnoliopsida, Cucurbitales, Cucurbitaceae. Gene Ontology annotation, biological process: protein folding; positive regulation of ATP-dependent activity. Gene Ontology annotation, cellular component: cytosol. The coding region runs from base 202 to 1260 and encodes 352 amino acids. The transcript has 3 exons.